Molecule: messenger RNA, 870 nt
Organism: Puccinia triticina
Lineage: Eukaryota; Fungi; Basidiomycota; Pucciniomycetes; Pucciniales; Pucciniaceae
Exons: 5
Coding region: 1-870 (289 amino acids)
Source: RefSeq, a predicted model, not a curated record
AUGUCCACAUUCUGCAUGCCUCUUGUAGAAGGACUGUACAACAUUGCGGCCAGCAAGCAGGCACCCACCAAGCAAGUACAGCAAUAUUUUUCAGAUCUUCUGGAGCGCCUAGACACGUUUAUUUCGAUCAUAGGCAGACUGGAAGGAGACCUGCUGCCGGACUGUCUCAAGUCGAUGGGCAAGAUCUGGACGGUUAUCUCUGAGAUCCUGGAGCAAUAUGGGAGCAAGAAGGUCACUGCAGGCUUCGAGGCUUCCGGCUGCUCCAACUAUCUCUGGAUCACUUCCAAGAUCGUCGCCGCUUUCCCUGAAGUGACCGAUCCUAACUUUCUCUCGGCUGUCCAACUUGCCUUCGAACGCCAGAGUAAUCGUGUGUUCCCUCUCCUCAACGAGAAAAAUGCUUCCACAAUCUCUGAUGAUCCUGAUCCCUUUGAACUGUUCUUCCCACUGGUGCUGACAUGUCUCGAGUUCUUUGAUCCCGAGCCGAUAUUCACAAGUCUGAACUACAUCCGAGAGAUCCUUGGGCACUCGAGUCUAGAGCUACAGGCGGCAGCCUCAUCAUCAUCUGGGGCAGGGGGGAAGCCCGGGUCGGCGACGAGCAAUGCUGCUCCUGGCUCGAAUCAGAUGUCUAAUCCGUUGAUCAAUCAACUCGUCACACAGAACGGAUACUUACUCUCCGACGUCUCGCUCAAGAGAACCCUCACUGACUUCCCCGAAGACUGCCUCUCCACCGUCAUCAUCCUCUUCAGGCUUAUGGCCGACUUUUAUCCCACCCAAUUGGCGUCUUGGGUCCCCUCAGUCAUCGAACGUUUGCCCCCCAAGGUCGCCACUAUCCCUGAUAAGGAGAAAUUCCUCCUCGCUUUUAAACAGUAA